Molecule: messenger RNA, 5081 nt
Organism: Clupea harengus (Atlantic herring)
Lineage: Eukaryota; Metazoa; Chordata; Actinopteri; Clupeiformes; Clupeidae
Gene: slc6a5
Product: solute carrier family 6 member 5
Biological process (GO): amino acid import across plasma membrane; sodium ion transmembrane transport; nitrogen compound transport
Cellular component (GO): plasma membrane
Molecular function (GO): amino acid:sodium symporter activity
Source: RefSeq, a predicted model, not a curated record
AAACGAACGACAGAUGAGCAUCUAUAGCCUACAUAUUCCCGCGGGACAAGUUUAUUAAUCAGGCGCGAACAAAUGCGUCCCAAACACGCAGGCUCGAGCUUGCGUGUGACACGAGCCCACGUCUUCGCUUGUUGCCCCUUUAAAAAUCAGAAUUCAAGGCCAAUGAUUUAUCAAACUCCUAUUAUCAAGAAAAUGUCACGCGAAGGGCACCUUGCUAUGCACUGACGCAAACCCGAUCUUUCCCACAGAGAUAUAGAAAGCUUUGCACUUAGCACAGCCAAAUUCAGUCUGCCUACAGACUGUACAGCUGUUUUUUUCUGCCUUUGACCUGUAUACCUGCACUCUGCACAAAUGGAUUUCUCCGAUCAAAAAGAUAUGUUGAGACAACCUGCGAACAGUCCCGCUGGUUUUGGCUCACCUUACCAGCCGGAAGGGGCGGUUGGAGUUACAACUAACAAACCAGAGAAUGGUCAUAACCUACCUUCCGACUCGCAUCCAGCGCCACAACCACCGCCGGUCAACGAAAGGAAAACUUUCUGUCCAACAGAAAAUAAACCUGGAGAAACGGAUUCCAAUAAGGUCUAUGGGACGUUUAAAAACGCGGCACCAGCGGUGCCUGUUCAUUCUGCUCUCCACAUGGAUUCCGCUGGUACCGCGCCGCCUCAGACGGAUGGUACAACCGUUCACGGGAAAGCUAUGUCCGAUCCAAUGGCUAAUCAAGGUGCCAUGAAUAGCACUACGGAGCAAAACAAUGCCACCGGCAAUUGGACAACUAUGAGCCAGACCACCAUCAUACUGGGCACAGAUGGCAAUACGUCUGUAAUGCCUGGCACAGUAACCGGGGAGGAUGACGAUGAUGACGAGAGUGGAGAUGAGAAUAAGGCCAGGGGAAACUGGUCUAGUAAAAUGGAUUUCAUCCUGUCUAUGGUUGGCUAUGCAGUGGGCUUGGGAAAUGUGUGGAGAUUUCCCUACCUUGCUUUCCAGAAUGGAGGAGGUGCUUUUUUGAUUCCAUACCUGACAAUGUUGUGCAUCGCUGGAAUUCCGAUAUUUUUAUUGGAGGUAGCCAUAGGUCAGUUUUCCAGUCAAGGCCCAGUGUCUGUAUGGAAAGCCAUCCCAGCACUGCAAGGUUGCGGGAUUGCCAUGUUGAUAAUAUCUGUCUUGAUAGCCAUAUACUAUAAUAUUAUAAUGUGCUGGACACUGUACUACCUGUUCGCUUCGUUGAAGGGCUCACUACCAUGGGCUAACUGUAAGAAUGAAUGGAACACAAUGGACUGUAAAGACAAAGACAUGCUUCUAUUAGAUACGUGUAUCCUUCGGGAUAGGAACAUUACAUCUAUAAAGAAUUCCACGUAUUGCCUGUCUGCUAAUGCCGUUGGCAAUCUGAGCAGACUUUUAAACAUGACAACAAAUGAGAACAAAACAUAUGUAAGUCCCAGCGAGGAAUACUUCAAAUACAAUGUGCUGCACAUUUCCAAAGGAAUUGAAUUUCCGGGUGAUAUUCGUUGGCCUUUGGCCUUGUGCCUGUUUCUGGCGUGGGUCAUUGUUUACUUCUCUUUGGCUAAAGGAAUUAAGUCAUCAGGAAAGGUGGUGUACUUCACGGCCACAUUCCCCUAUGUGGUUCUGGUCAUCCUCCUUAUCCGAGGUAUUACUCUGCCUGGUGCAUUCGAUGGAAUCAUGUACUUCAUCACGCCUAAGUGGGAGAAGCUCAUCGAUGCAAAGGUUUGGAAGGAUGCUGCAACCCAGAUUUUCUUCUCGUUGUCGGCUGCCUGGGGUGGACUCAUCACACUCUCCUCCUACAACAAGUUCCACAAUAACUGCUAUAGGGAUACCAUCAUAGUGACCUGCACCAACAGUGCCACUAGUAUAUUUGCAGGCUUCGUCAUCUUUUCUGUCAUUGGCUUCAUGGCCCACGAGCUGAAGGUGCCCAUAGACAAGGUGGCAGAUGAAGGUCCUGGCAUAGCCUUUGUGGUUUACCCAGAAGCCCUCACCAGACUGCCCCUGUCGCCUUUCUGGGCCAUCAUCUUCUUCCUCAUGCUGCUCACGCUGGGGCUGGAUACUAUGUUUGCCACCAUUGAGACCAUCGUGACGUCUGUGUCCGACGAGUUCCCUGCAUACCUGCGCAAACACAAGCCCCAGUUCACGCUGGUGUGCUGCUUUUGCUUCUUCAUCCUGGGAUUCCCCAUGAUAACAGAGAGUGGAAUGUAUAUGCUGCAACUUGUUGAUACCUUUGCAGCCUCUUACUCUCUGGUCAUCAUUGCCAUAUGUGAGCUGGUUGGAAUCUCAUACAUAUACGGGUUGCAGAGGUUCUGUGAAGACAUUGAAAUGAUGAUUGGGUUCCAGCCAAACAAGUUUUGGAGGAUCUGCUGGGCUUUUGUCACGCCAUCCAUUCUGACAUUUAUUCUGGGCAUUAGUUUGUACCAGUGGAAGGGGAUGACGUAUGAGGACUACACCUACCCCGGCUGGUCCAUGGUGAUGGGAUGGCUCAUGGUCAUCUGUUCUGUGAUUUGGAUCCCCAUUAUGUUCUCCAUUAAAAUGUAUCUCGCCCCCGGAUCCUUCAGGGAGAGGCUGAAGCUAGUGUGUUCCCCUCAGCCCGACUGGGGCCCCUUCCUGCUCAAGCACCGCGGCGAGCGCUACAAGAACAUGAUCGACCCGCUGGGCACCAACUCCCUGGGGAUCAAACUCCCUCCCAAGGACUUCCAGCUGUCCGCCAAAUAGCAGUAACGCCACCCCCCGCUGCGCUCCAUUUGGGAUUUUGGGUGAGAGCUUGAUAGCCCCCACCCCACUUUUUUCCCCUAACCUCCUCCCUCUUUACCAUUCAUUCUCUUCCUCUUCCUCAACACCCCCCCCCCCCACCCACACCCCGCCAUUUGCUCCCCCUGAGGAGGGUGGCAUUCCAAAAUCCCACUCCCACCAACCCCACAGUUCCAACUCCUGGCUUUGCUUCCCUUCCCCUGGUGAGCACCCUUACUCUCCUCCAGCACGGAGCGUCUCUGCCUCCCUUUACACAGGCACACCGUUCACAGCAGAGCCCUCUCGGAGGGAGGGAGGUUUCUCACUGAGGCAAUAUGACAGAUCACCUGAGGAGGCAGCUGAGACUGCACAGGCAAUAUUCGACUGCAGAGACAGUCGGCUGCCGAGCUGUUGGUUCUUUUGUUUUUGUUUUUGUUUUUGUGUGUGUGUGUGUGUGUUUUUAUUGUCUUUUGUCUGUGCAUGAGUGAUAAGGAAACCACCCACUGAUACAUUGACAAAAUGAACACUGACAGACAGCCGGGCGCUGGUGUUCAUCCCAUGCCAACCAGAUGGAGAUGUUUGAUAGUAUUCCACCUCAAACCUGAUUUGGCAAAUAUAGAUCCAGUAGACGUAGAGUGUGCAGUUAACACUGGUUUAUUUUUAUGGCAAAUAUUAGCUAUGUACCUAUAUCCUCUGAUAUCUGUAACUUGUGCCUCUGGACUCCUAUAGAUAUGCUAUAUUGCAUAGUGCUAAUUGUUUUUCAAUUCUUUCCUUGAUGGAGAAAUGGGUACAUCUUCGCUCUGUCUGCCAGGGGUAAUAUAUAUCAACUUGUUUAUGAGCUAUCAGAGAAAAAAAAAAGCACACUUGUAGCGUAGGAAGCACUAGCGUCGAUUCAUUCUUUAAUCUUUAAAGCAAAUAGAUGCACAGGCAGCCAUACAAAGUUGUAAGUAUAGUUUUAAAUGUUUAAAGUAAUUUUCUGUAGCCAAGUAGCAUUGGUGCAUUAAUGUAUAGACAAAAGUUAUUGCUUAAAAAUAUAUACUGUGAUCUCAUCAUCCAAUCUGUCAAUCCUUCUGAUAUACGCAGCUUGAAAUCAGAAAAAAAACUAUCUAUAUAGUAUAUAUAUAUAUAUGAGUGAUGUGAGAUGUGUAUGACAAACAAUUUUUCUUAUCAGCUGUUGUGGCUGUUUCUUGAAAAAUGUACACUUUUAAAAAGAGUUAUGUGUGUUGACGUAAUGUGUGCUAGUGAUGUUGAAUCCCAGCAAUGUUAUGAGCAGUUGCUAAAGGUUAGUUGAGUAGAGUAGAGUAGAGUAAAAUAGGAUUAGAAAAAAAAAAUAGUUUUGUCUGAAAUCCUGUGGUAGAUGUAUGGGGACCACUUCUCCAUUUGAACUCUUUGUCUCUUGUACUAUGUAUCUUCAUGCAACAGGGUCUCAGGUAUACUUGAUUUAAUUGGCCUUAUUUUCAUAGUUGUACAAUAGACAUCAAUAUUUGGGAACCUGGGUGUGCCUCCAGGUGCUCUUAAAUCUGAAUAAUCAAACCACAAAAAAGCUGAGAUCUGAGAUGUAACAUGAUUCUGUGUGAUGUCUGUGUAGAUCUUAAAAAUAGCACCCAAAUAUGUUAUUUGAUUAGACACAAGAUAUUGAUAAUGGUUGGCUACAUAUAUAGAAAGUCCUUUUUCCCUUUAAUGUUUUAAAGCUGGUGGGAAAAUGCAUUGAAAUGCAUUCAGAAAUCUUAUGCUCAUUAUGCGCGUUAGUGGCCAUGGACGUUGAGUUACAAUCACUGCUCAGCAUCCAGUUGUUGUGGGAGGUUGUGAUUACUGCGAGCAGAAGGACCUCUUUCUGUGUCUGGCUUUGGUCUUCUCUGGUCAGAUUCUUCCCUGUGCGCUGACAUCAUCCCGCACCAAUCACGGGGAGCAUUCCCACAUUCCAAAGCAAUCGGAGUGAUUUGUUUAAACAGCAGACAAGGGAAAUGAGCUUGCCUUCGCAAAACGUAAACAGGUCUUGAUUAAAAUGGCCCACUGUUGAUUCAUGGGACCGAGAGUCCUGGAGGCAUGAGCCUACCGAACGGGCUGUGGAGUUAAUUGGAGUCUGCGUAUACAAUGCAAGCAAUAUGGCAGCCGUAACACUGAGAUUUACGGGUCCGCUCGGGCCGAUGCAUGCGUUUUCAUAGCCAUGAAAUGAAGGGCAACGCACAAGCGUGUUCCACUAAUCAUGGCUUAACAGUGCAGUGACAUACACAUGAACCUUGAGGGACAAGAGGGACAAAAAAUCGCUUUAUUAUAUGUGCAAAAAUGUUGCUUUUCCCAGUGAUGUUUAGUGUUCUUUAUCUGUGUUUUGUUUUGAUUGUCUGUAUAUG